UCUCCAGACGGGCUUCAGUUCCCGUCUGUCUUCCGGUCUUCCUCUCCGAGCGAAACGGCUGCCGACUUUGUAUUGAUUGAGCCAGCGAAGAUGAGUGGAAAUAACAAGGAAUCAGACCUUCCUCGGCCCACCCGUGUGAAGAACAAGACUCCUGCUUCGAUUCAGAUCACUGCGGAGCAGAUCCUCCGUGAAGCACGAGAACGAGAAAUGCAAGAGGCUGAAAUAAGACCACCGAAACAGAACAUCACAGAUGUCAUCGAGCUCAACGAGUACCGUCUCCGCAAGCGCAAGGAAUUUGAAGAUCUAAUCCGACGCGUGCGAUGGGACGUUAGUGUCUGGGUGAAGUACGCUCACUGGGAGGAAUCGCAGAACGAUUUCAACCGUGCUCGUUCCAUUUGGGAACGAGCACUAGAAGUCGAUAACAGGAAUCACACUCUUUGGAUAAACUAUGCUGAAACUGAGAUGAAGAACAAGUUCGUCAAUCACGCAAGAAACGUCUGGGAUAGAGCUGUUACUAUUCUUCCUAGAGUUGAUCAGCUGUGGUACAAGUACAUUCACUUGGAGGAGAUGCUAGGAAACAUUGCAGGAGCUCGUCAAAUAUUCGAGAGAUGGAUGGGUUGGUCACCCGAUCAACAAGGCUGGCUUUCCUACAUAAAGUUCGAACUCCGUUACAACGAAAUUGAAAGAGCAAGAGGAAUUUUCGAGAGAUUCGUGCAGUGUCAUCCAAAAGUCAGUGCUUGGAUUAGUUAUUCUAAGUUCGAAAUGAAGAACGGAGAGGUUGGACGGUCAAGGAAUUGCUAUGAAAGGGCUGUAGAGUUGCUUGCUGAAGACGAAGAUGCAGAGAAGCUGUUUUUCGCGUUUGCUGAAUUUGAAGAGCGGUGUAAGGAGAUCGAAAGAGUGAGGUAGUGAUAAGGAUGGUAUAUCAUCUUAAUUACCAUGCAUCAGUAUAGUUGAAAGCCUUUCUUUCAAUUUUUCCUCCAUUUUUUUUAUUAAUUCAAAUAAGGCUAAAAGGGAAAACCCCAAGAUUUAACGUGGUUGUUUGU
Impatiens glandulifera is the source of this 1043-nucleotide messenger RNA. RefSeq names its product crooked neck-like protein 1. Gene Ontology annotation, cellular component: post-mRNA release spliceosomal complex; Prp19 complex; precatalytic spliceosome. The coding region runs from base 91 to 906 and encodes 271 amino acids. NCBI's taxonomy places the organism in Eukaryota, Viridiplantae, Streptophyta, Magnoliopsida, Ericales, Balsaminaceae. Gene Ontology annotation, biological process: spliceosomal complex assembly; mRNA splicing, via spliceosome. Gene Ontology annotation, molecular function: protein binding. The transcript has 2 exons. The record is from RefSeq and is a predicted model, not a curated record.